Molecule: messenger RNA, 13555 nt
Organism: Menidia menidia (Atlantic silverside)
Lineage: Eukaryota; Metazoa; Chordata; Actinopteri; Atheriniformes; Atherinopsidae
Source: the annotation of a GenBank genome assembly
ACGCUAGCGUCGUAGAUCUGAGAGUUGGAAGCAACGCUGCUAUGACGCCAAACCAUGGAUUAAGUAUAAAAGCCUUGGUCGUUUAUUGAUUAAAAACCGGUUGUCUUAUAGUCAGCACUAUAUGUUCAUCUAAAAGAUGCCUCACACUUCAGAAGAUGCUCGCAAGACAUUUGUCCUAACCACAGCUGGAAACUUCUAUGGAGUUAAGCCUUUGUCAUCCCUAUAUGACAGCCCAGAGCUGAAUAACUUUUUGGAUGAUGGAAAUGAGUUUGUCCUGUCUAUCCGCACACAUGGGAAUGAUCUCCAUCUUUCAAAUAAGAUUGUAGAAGUGGGCGUCAGUAAAGAGAAGGUGUUGGUUUUCUUUAAGCUGCAUCCCACAGUCAUCACAGAGGAUAACCUUCACCAAAGCCUUCUUGUUUCAUCCAUGCUGGAAUCCCCCAUAAACACCCUCUAUCAGGCUGUCAAACAGGUUUUUGCACCAGUACUGCUUCAGGAUGAUCACUGGCGUUCAGCAUUUGACCCUAAGUUGGCAACCCUUCUCAGUGAGCUGGAACUGGGCCUGGGCUCUGUGGUUCGCCAGUCUGGAGGCAAAUCCUCUUCAAUAAAAAACUGUGUGGAAGAAGAUGUCUUGGGUAUCCUGACUCCCAGUGAUGAGUUCCAGUACUGGGCAGAGCUCUCUGAGUCUGCAGAGAAGAGCAGUGAGAGAGAAAGGGCAACGUAUUUCACUGAGCAGUUCAAGCUCAUUCAAAAGGAAUAUGGUGGUCUGGACAGCUUGUCCAUGUCAGAUGUUUCGGAUCUGGUGGAACAAAGCAGAGACAUUCUCGAUGAUGUGUGGAGGCAGACUGAUUUCGAACCUUACCCCGAAAGUCGCAUGGUCAGACUGAUGGAUGUCAUAGGUGGAGCCUUGGGAAGAUAUGUUCAGAGGAAGCUGAGCGGUGUUAUGAUUUUUGGGGCGCCAUUUUUGUCGGUGAGAGAGCACCUAAGAACCGGUGUGUCCAUCUGUGAGCAGUGGGUAGCAGCUUGCGAGCAUUUGACUGGGCAGGUAUGGAAAAGACAUGCUCCACAUCCCUGGAGAGGAAACAACCACUGUCCACAAAGCCUUCACUGUCUCGUGAAAAGGCUGACUGAGGUAGUGACUCUACGAAUGGUUCAUGAGAAACUGCUGGGUUUGCUGCCAGGAGGGAAGCAGAAGGCUCUGACUUCAGAUUGUGUAUUUGAGCCUUUCUCUGGGCUCAACCCACUGCAUUACAACCCUUAUACCGAGCCUCUUUGGAAAGCUGCAGUGGCUCAGUUCGAGCGCCUAAUAGCACCCUCUGAGCAGGAGGUUGCAGGCAGAUUGAAAAGCUACAUUGCGGAUGUGCAGGAAAGCCCGCAACAGCUGCUGCAGGUGUUCCAGAAACAUAAGGAGUUGAUCAGACGUCCCACAAUCAGCAAAGAGCUGCAGUCAGAAAGAGAAACGCUGCUGGCUAAACUCCUAGAUUACAACAAGGGCUUGAGGAGUGACUUUGAAAACCGUUGCCAUGGAGAACCUGGAGAUAAAUCUGGCCCUUUCAUGGGCAAGAACCUUCCUGAAGUGGUCAAUAAAAUAGUUUGGGUGCGACAGCUGUUACAUAAGGUUGAAGACUCUGUUCGCAUAGCAGAAUCCCUGCUUUCAGACCUGCCUGGGUUCAAGGGUUUCCUGCAUUUCUGUGAUGAUCUGCUUGAACUCCUGAGGUCUUAUGAACAAGAACAAUUUGAGGAUUGGUCAAGAGAUAUACUUUCUGGAUUGGCUGAUCCAAAGUCUGGCAUCAGUCUUCAGGCCAGUGACCGUGUAAUGGACCUGGACCAUGUGGACGGCAGGCUGAAAAUCCAGUAUUCAGACAGACUGGUCACUCUGCUCAGGGAGGUCAGACAGCUCUCUGCUUUUGGCUUUCCCAUUCCAGCCAAGAUACAACAGGCUGCUAAGACAGCGGACAAAUUCUACAGACAUGCCAUUGUCCUCAAGCAGGUGGCCCAUUUCUACAACACCAUUGAUCAGCAGAUGAUUCCCUCUCAGAGACCCAUGAUGUUAAGUCUUGCACUUGCCUUUGAGCAGGUCAUCAAGAAUCCUCGUUCCCAGUCAAAGGAAGUGGGCGGUAAAGUGCAGAUCACCUGGGAUAACCCAAAAGAGUUAGAGGCUUACAUUGCUAAACUGCAGUCUUCUGCAGAGAAGCUCUCCACCGAAAACAGGAAGUUAAGAAAAUGGCACACCGACUUCAUUGACAAGGUGGUGACACUAAUGAAUGUCGACCUACUGAGACACCAGCAACGGUGGAAGGAUGGCCUGCAGGAGCUCCGUACUGGCUUUGCUGCUUUGGAGGCCCAGGGCUUCAGGUCUGAUGACAUGCGGGCAUGGCGUGGGCACUGGAACCAUCAGCUCUACAAGGCUUUAGAGCACCAGUAUCAGACUGGGCUCGAAGCUCUGAACAAGAACUUGCCUGAAAUUCACAUAGACCUCAUUUUCAAGCAGGGCCGUUUACAGUUCCGUCCACCAUUUGAGGAGGUACGAGCACGAUACUUCAGGGAGAUGAAGCGUUUCAUCUCAAUCCCAAACCAAUUCAAAGGGGUCAGCGUCCAGGGGGAGGAGCUUAUCUUCAGCAUUAUGAUUGAUCGAAAUGCUGCUGGCUUCCUCACCAUUUUCACCAAAGCCGAGGACCUUUUUAACCGCCUGCAGACUGUGCAGCUCAAGUUCAAGGAGUGGGUGGUGCUUGGUCAAGUGGAUUUAGAAAAGUUAGCGGAGAAGCAUCUGAGUUCUGUCCAAGACUGGGAGACAAAUUUCAAAGCCCUGAAAGCAAGAGGAAAAGAAUCGGAACGUCUACCCAGUCAAGAAAAAGUAGACUGCAUUACAGUCAACUGUGAGCCUGUAAAAACUGUCAUUGAUGACCUGAUCCAAAGGCUGUUCGACAUACUGCUCUUAUCACUUAGGAGGUCUAUCCAAGGACACAUACAGGCCAUAGAUAGUUUUGUGUCUGAAUCAAUGGAGGCUCUGUCCACACGGCCAGAAAGCAUGGAAGAAAUUGGUGUGGUCAAGGGCAAAUACAGCCAGAUAUUCACCGGCAAGCCUGAAAUCUUGCCUCAGUUCCAGUGUGCUGAGGAGAAGAACCGCCUCCUGCGGGCUGUUGCUGGGGUGGGCCUUGAGUCUCUAUCAUCACUGAGAGCCAAAUGGGAUAAACUGGAGCUUGUCAUGGAGAGCCACCAACUGAUGCUAAAAGAACAGGUUGAGGUGAUGCGAAGUCAUGCUGCAGGGCGUAUCAGUGCCUACAGGGCAGAUCUGGAGCGCUUUAAGGCCCGCUGGGAUCAGCUUAAACCCAAGGAUGAGGUGCUGGAGACUGGUGAUCAUACUGAGCUGCUUGCAUGUCUUCAGACCAUCAGGGACAAACAACAGGAGUUUCAGGAGCUUGAGCUUGUGCGCAAUAAACUGCUAGAGGAUAGCAGCUAUUUUGAUCUGGAGCCUCCAGAUUUUUCUCUGGCGGAAGAAACUAAAAGAGACAUGGAGGAGUACAGCCAGAUGUGGGGACUGUAUGAGGAGUGGCAGCAGGGCUUCACAGAGAAGGCCCAUGAGGACUGGAUCACAUUUAGGACUAGGACGUAUCUGUUUGAAGAGUUUCUGUUUACGUGGCAGGACAGAUUAAGGAAAUUAGAGAAACCCACUGUCAUGUCUGUCAAACUGCAAGCAGAAGUGGACAAAUACAAGAACAUGAUGCCUGUGCUGAAAUAUGUACGUGGGGAGCAUCUGUCGCAGGACCACUGGCUGGACAUGUUCCGGCUGCUGGGUCUCCCACGAGGGACCACCUUAGAGAGGCUGAUCUUCAGCGACCUUCUCGGAGUGGCAAAUACCAUCACAGAGAAAGCACUGGAGCUCAAGGAUCUGAACAGUCGUGCUCAGGCAGAGGUGACUAUCAGAGAAGCUCUUCGGGAGCUGGAUUUGUGGGGAGCUGCCGCUACUUUCACCCUCACUGAGUACUCAGACAACAGUGGGCACACUCUCAACCUCAUAAAGGACUGGAAGGAUAUAGUGAACCAGGUGGGCGAUAACCGCUGUCUGCUGCAGUCUCUGAAAGACUCACCGUACUACCGCAGCUUCCAGGAUAAGGUCAGUCUGUGGGAGGUUCGUCUGUCAGACUUAGAUGAGUACCUGCUGAAUCUCAAUGCUAUUCAAAGGCGCUGGGUUUACCUGGAGCCAAUCUUUGGACGUGGAGCGCUGCCCCGAGAAGAGGCCCGCUUCAAACGUGUUGAUGAAGACUUCAGGUCUAUAAUGGCAGACAUCAAGAGGGACAGCAGAGUUGUUUCUUUGAGCGCAAGAGCAGGAAUCAGAAGCUCCUUGGUCACCAUACUGGAUCAGCUUCAGCGCUGCCAGAAGUCACUCAAUGAGUUCUUGGAGGAGAAGCGUUCUGCCUUCCCACGCUUCUAUUUCAUUGGAGAUGAUGAUCUUUUAGAGAUUCUGGGACAGGCAACCAAUCCAAGUGUGAUCCAGUCACAUCUCAAAAAGCUCUUUGCAGGGAUUCACAGUGUUUUGUUUGAUGAUCAGUGUGAACACAUUAUUGCCAUGUGUUCUUUGGAGGGGGAAGUAGUGCAACUCAGAAACGUUGUACGCAUCUCCAAUCAUGUUGAGGCAUGGUUAAGUGAACUGUCCGUGGAAAUGAAGGAGACUUUGAAGCAGCUGCUGUAUGAAUGUUUGCUGGCAGGGAGGAAAGGGGAGGUGGACCCCUCACGGUACCCAUCACAGAUUCUUUGUCUGGCUGAGCAAAUCCAGUUUACCGAAGAUGUGGAGAAAGGGAUAAAAGAUAAAAAUUUGCAGCAGCUGGAGCUUGAGCUGAAUAGCAAAUUGGAGCAUUACACUACGGUGGACACCAGCUCUGAUGAGCAGCCUAACGCAGAAUCCAGCAUCCUGCAGCUGAAACUGAAAGCCUUGAUCCUGGACAUUAUCCAUAGCAUCAGUGUUGUGAAGCAACUUAAUCAGGCAGGUGUUGCCAGCACUGAUGAAUGGAUCUGGAAGAAACAGCUCCGCUUCUACAUGGGACCAGACAAAUGCUGCCACAUUCAAAUGGUGGAUGCACAGUUCAGCUAUACCUAUGAAUACCAGGGGAAUGCAGCUAAGCUGGUGCACACUCCACUGACUGAUAAGUGCUACCUCACUCUGACCCAAGCCAUGAAGAUGGGGCUAGGGGGGAACCCAUACGGGCCUGCCGGCACAGGCAAGACUGAGUCAGUCAAAGCCUUAGGGGGGCUGUUCGGGCGCCAGGUGCUGGUAUUCAAUUGUGAUGAGGGUAUCGAUGUGAAAUCAAUGGGACGAAUAUUUGUGGGGUUGGUGAAAUGUGGAGCGUGGGGCUGCUUCGAUGAGUUCAACCGUCUAGAGGAGGCUGUUUUGUCUGCAGUUUCCAUGCAGAUUCAGGCCAUUCAAGACUCCCUUAAACACAAAAAAAACACAUGUGAACUGCUGUCGAAAGAGGUGAAUCUGGACCCAAACUCUGGAGUGUUCAUCACUCUGAAUCCAGCAGGGAAAGGCUACGGAGGCAGACAGAAGCUUCCAGACAACCUAAAGCAGCUGUUCAGACCAGUGGCCAUGAGCAGACCAGACAAUGAACUCAUUGCUGAGGUCAUUCUCUACUCCGAGGGCUUCAAAAAUGGAGAAAUUUUGGGACGCAAAUUGGUGGCCGUCUUCAACCUUGCCAGGGAGUUGUUGACACCCCAGCAGCACUAUGACUGGGGUCUGCGCGCUCUGAAGACGGUGCUGAAGGCCUGUGGCAGUCUCCUGCAGCAACAGAGGAGAACUCUUGACAAGAAUAAGGCUCAGGAGAGCAGUCUGGUGGCUCAGGCGUUGAGAGUGAACACCAUGUCCAAGCUGACAUUUGCAGACAGCUCUCGUUUUGAUGCUCUGGUGAGAGAUGUCUUUGCUGGGGUUGAUUUCACCAACGUGGACGACCAGAUACUAAUACAUGCUUUAGAGCAAGUCUACAAAGAGGCGCAACUUGAACUAAUACCCAGCCAGCUGAAAAAGGCCCUGGAGCUUAAUGAACAGCUAAGACAGCGUAUGGGUGUUGUUAUUGUUGGGCCAAGUGGAGCUGGCAAAUCCACACUCUGGAGAAUGCUCAGGGCUGCUCUGGGCAAGACAGGCAAAGUGGUGAAGCAGUACACGAUGAAUCCCAAGGCCAUGCCCAGACAGCAGCUUUUGGGACAUAUAGACAUUGACACCAGAGAAUGGGCUGAUGGCGUUCUCACACACAGUGCUCGGACUGUGGUCAGAGAACCUCAGGAGGUGAACUCCUGGAUCGUGUGCGAUGGUGACAUUGAUCCAGAGUGGGUUGAAAGUCUCAACUCCGUCCUUGACGACAAUAGGCUUUUGACCAUGCCAAGUGGAGAGCGGAUCCAGUUUGGUCCCAACGUUAACUUUCUGUUUGAGACUCACGACCUCAGCUGUGCCUCACCAGCUACCAUCUCCCGCAUGGGCAUGAUCUUUCUCAGUGAUGAAGACAUUGAUGUUGGUGCUUUGGUGAAAUCCUGGUUGAGGGGCCAGCAAGAAGACUGCCGCAGUAACCUUGAAAACUGGCUUGGUGAUUACUUCCAAAGAGGUCUGGACUGGGUCUUCAAACAGAAUGACUUUGUGGUGGAAACUAGUCUGGUGGGUACAGUGUUCAAUUCUCUAUCUCACCUCAAUGCUGUGACGGAAAGAGGAGAGUUCAUCAUUGGACUUCUGAGAGGCAUGGGGGGAAACCUCAAUUUCAAAACACGGCAGGAAUUUGCAAAGGAGUUGAUCAGCUGGGCGAGGGAAAGCCCACCAGAUCCCAGGAAACCGCUCAAUACCUACUAUGAUUCUGACAGCGGCAAUCUCGCCGCAUAUACUUUCCAGCGUCCUGAGGGUCUCUCACUGGAAGAGUUCUCCCACACACACAUGCUACCUGUAAUAGAGACUCCCGGUAUGCUGAGAGGUUUGCAUGGUUUCUCCCUGUGGCUCACAGCUCAGCAUAGACAGCCCUUCAUGGUGGUUGGCCCCGAAGGCUGUGGAAAAAGCAUGCUCCUGCGUUAUGCCUUCUCCCGGCUGCGUUCUACCCAAGUUGCUGUGGUUCACUGCAGUGCCCAGACCUCAUCUCGUCAUGUGCUCCAGAAGCUCAGCCAGACAUGUCUGCUGCUCAGCUCAAAUACCGGCCGAGUGUUCAGGCCCAAGGACUGCGAGAACCUGGUCCUUUACCUAAAAGACAUCAACCUACCAAAACCUGACAAAUGGGGAACCAGCAACCUCAUUGCCUUCCUUCAGCAGGUGUUGACAUAUAAGGGAUUCUAUGAUGAAAAUCUUGAGUGGGUUAGUCUUGAGAACAUUCAGGUGGUGGCCUCCAUGUCAUCAGGCGGCGCUGUCGGCAGCCAUUUGCUCACCUCCCGCUUCACCUCGAUCGUACGCAUCUGCACCAUAGACUAUCCAGACAAAGAUCAGCUGCAGAACAUCUAUUCUGCUUAUCUACAACCGGUUCUCCAGCAUAGCCUGGGCAGCCAGGCUGCUUGGGCCAGCACUGGGAAAACACACCAGCUUUCUGGGUCUCUUGUUCAGCUUUAUGAACAGGUGAAGGCUAAGUUUACUGUAGAUGACCACAGCCAUUACCUCUUUACCCCGUGCAUCCUCACAGACUGGGUCCUCAGCCUUCUUCGAUAUGACCUCACUGCUGCCCAAUCUAAUUUGACAGACAGCGUUUUGGAGGUGGUGGCAUACGAGGCCAGGAGGCUGUUCAGAGACCGGCUAGUUUCCUCCAAAGACCUUCACACCUUUGAUAAUAUCAUCUCGUCCAUCAUACGAGGAGACUGGGGCUCUGACGCUCUGGAUCACAUGACUGAUGGAUUCUAUGUGACAUGGGGGGCCUCUGAAGGAGCUGUAACAGCUCCAGGUCAGCCUCUGCCUCCUCAUGGAAAACAACUGGGUCGUCUGGACUCUGCUGAUUUAAGACAAGUUAUACAGAAGGCGGUAGUGCUGUACAGCCGUGAUAACAAAGAGCUGGACCUUCUCCUGUUCUGGGAGGUGUGUGACUUCGUGUCCAGGGUCGAUCGCGUUCUGAGCCGACCUGGUGGCUCGCUGCUUCUGGCGGGGCGGAGUGGAGUGGGUCGCCACACAGCCGCAAGCCUUGUGGCCCACAUGCAUGGAUACACUGUGUUCACGCCCAAAAUCUCCCGUGUUUACAGCCAUAAGCAUUUCAGCAAUGAUCUGAAGACGGUGAUGCAACUAGCAGGUCUGGAUGGCCAACAGGUGGUUUUACUGUUGGAGGAUUAUCAGUUUGUCCACCCGGCCUUCUUAGAGAUGGUGAACAGCCUGCUGUCAUCAGGGGAAGUUCCUGGUCUGUAUACCCCAGAAGAACUUGAGCCUUUGCUCUCAUCACUCAAAGAUGCCGCCUCCCAUGAUGGAUUUACAGGACCUCUCUACAACUACUUUUCCUUCAGAAUCCAACAGAACCUUCACAUUGUCCUGAUCAUGGACUGCUCCAACUCCAGCUUCACCAUCAACUGUGAGAGCAACCCAGCGUUUUACCGCAAGUGUUCUGUCCAGUGGAUGGAAGGAUGGUCAGAGAGCAGCAUGAAGAAGAUUCCUGAGCUACUUCUGGCUAAAACAGAACAAGGAAAUGGACAAAAUGAAAGUGAAAAUGCCCUGAAUAGGACAAGCUCAGGGUCUGAGAAGGGAGAUCUGUGCCGUUUGUUCCUAAUGGUCCAUGAGUCAUGCAGAGAACAUGGUGCCACACCAAGUCAGUACCUGGCCUUUCUGCAUGUUUACACAGCUUUAUACAACCGGAAGCAAAGCCAGCUUACACAAAGGCAACAACAUCUGCAGGCGGGGGUGUCAAAGCUGAACGAAGCAAAAGCAUUGGUGGAUGAUUUGAAGAGGCGGGCUGCAGAGCAGAGUGCCCUGCUGAAGACAAAACAGCAGGAGGCGGAUGCUGCCCUGCAAGAAAUCACCACCUCCAUGCAGAAUGCCAGUGACCAGAAGACGGAAAUGGAGAAAAUUAAAGGGAAAAUGGCUCAAGAAGUGUCAAAGAUUGAAGAGAGAAAAGCAAACAUUGAUGAUGAGUUAAAGGAAGUACAACCUCUGGUUGAUGAAGCAAAGCGUGCAGUUGGAAACAUCAAGCCUGAGGCUCUGUCUGAGAUCCGCUCUCUCCGCAUGCCCCCUGAUGUCAUCAGAGAUAUCCUAGAGGGUGUUCUUAGACUAAUGGGCAUCUUUGACACCACUUGGGUCAGCAUGAAAAGCUUUCUGGCAAAGCGUGGCGUGAGGGAGGACAUAGCCACAUUUGAAGCAAGAAACAUCACUCCUGAGAUCCGCCGGAGUGUGGAAGAGCUACUCAACAGGAACAAGGCCUCCUUUGACCCCAAGAAUGCAAAGCGUGCCAGUGCUGCAGCUGCCCCUCUGGCUGCCUGGGUCAAAGCCAACGUCCAGUACUCCUUCGUCCUCGAGAGAAUAGAGCCACUGGAAAGAGAGCAAGCUGGUCUAAUGGAAAACCUCAGAAAAACAGAGAGCAGGAAGAACAAACUGGAGGAUCAGCUUAACAGUGUUGGAGCGAAAGUCAACAAGUUAAAAGAGAAAUUUCAGUGUCACACAGCAGAGGCUGCUAAGCUGGAGGCUGAGGUGACAAAAGCUCAGGACACGAUCACUGCAGCCCAGCAGCUCAUAUCACAACUGGAUGGAGAACACACACGCUGGAAUGCACAGAUGUCUGAGAUUAAGAAUGAGUUGGAUACACUCCCUACCAGGGCUCAGCUUGCUGCAGCCUUCAUCACCUAUCUGUCUGCUGCGUCUGAAGACCGGAGAAAACACUGUCUGGAGACAUGGAUGGCUCAGUCUGGACUACAGAAGUUUGACUUGCGGUCGUUUUUGUGUUCGGAGAGUGAGCAGCUGAUCUGGAAGAGUCAAGGGCUGCCAUCAGAUGACCUCUCCAUGGAAAAUGCACUUGUUAUACUUCAGAUCAAUGCAUUAAAGAUACAGAGCGUCGCCUGUCCAUUCCUGAUCGAUCCAUCUUCCCGAGCUACAGAGUGGUUAAGCACACAUCUCAAAGAGCAUAGACUAGAGGUUAUUAACCAGCAGGAUAACAACUUCAUGACAUCCCUGGAGCUUGCUGUCAGGUUUGGAAAAACUCUCAUCAUCCAGGAGAUGGACGGUGUUGAACCUGUUCUCUAUCCACUGCUGAGGAGGGAUCUCAUAGCACAGGGUCCAAGAUAUGUGGUGCAGAUCGGCGAUAAGGUCAUUGAUUACAACGAGAACUUCCGUCUCUUCCUUGCAACACGGAAUCCCAGUCCCUUCAUCCCUCCUGAUGCUGCUUCUGUGGUUACGGAGGUCAACUUCACUACCACCAGGGCAGGCUUGCGGGGACAGCUGCUAGCAUUAACCAUCCAGCAGGAAAAGCCAGAACUGGAGACCGAGAAAACAAGACUGCUGCAACAAGAAGAGGAUAAAAAGAUACAGUUGGCUCAGCUGGAGGAGUCUCUGUUAGAGACUUUGGCUACAGCUCAAGGUAAUAUACUUGAGAACAGGGAGCUUAUAGACAGUCUGAACCAGACCAAGGCAAGCAGUGCCCUGAUCCAGGAGUCGCUGGUGGAAUCACACAGACUACAAGCAUCCUUAGACCAGGAGCGGGAUGCCUACCUGCCCCUCGCAGAAAGUGCUAGCAAGAUGUAUUUUGUUAUCACAGACAUGUCAAAGAUCAACAACAUGUAUCGCUUCAGCCUUGCUUCUUUUCUGCGCAUCUUCCAAAGAGCUCUACAGGCCAAGAAGGAAGAAGAUAAUACAGAAGCGAGGAUUGCAGCUUUGCAGGCCAACUUGAAGAAUAUGGUGUAUGAAUACGUCUGCCGGUCGCUUUUCAAGGCCGAUCAGUUGAUGUUUUCUAUGCACUUUGUGAAGGGCAUGUACUCUGAACUCUUCCAGGAGAAUGAAUGGGAAGUAUUCAUCGGAUCUAUUGUUGGAGAAAUGUUUAAGAAAGAGGAGUUCCCUGCCUGGGUUGAUCAGGAGAGACAUGGAGCGCUGGCCAUUUUGAAAUCAACAUUUCCAGCUCUCUACCAGACCCUGUGUUUGAGCGACUCAGACCUUUGGCUGUCCUUCUUGCAAAGCUCUCAGUGUGAACAGGAAAUUCCAUCCUCCAUUGCCAAGAAAAUUAGUCUCUUCCAGCAGCUUUUAUUGGUCCAGGCAGCCAGACCUGACCGGCUGCAGAGUGCAAUGACUGCCUUUGCCUCCCAUGCUCUCGCAAUCAAAGAGCUCUCCCCCCCUCCUCUGAAUCUGCGGCGUCUCUACACUGAGACAAUGGAGUGGGAGCCAGUGUUAAUCAUCAUCUCUCCGGGGGCAGACCCAUCCCAGGAGCUAGCAGAACUAGCAGCAGAAACUGUUGGCAGGGACAACUAUCAUGAGAUCUCCAUGGGUCAGGGACAGGCUGAUGUGGCCUUAGCCACACUCAGGGAAUGUUCUCGAAAUGGAGACUGGCUGUGCCUGAAAAAUCUUCAUCUAGUCACCGCCUGGCUGCCCCUCCUGGAAAAAGAACUGAAUGUGCUGCGUCCCAAAGCAAGCUUCCGUCUCUGGCUGACAGCAGAAGUUCACCCCAGGUUUCCUCCCAUUUUGCUGCAGUCCAGCCUUAAGAUCACUUAUGAGGCUCCUCCAGGGUUGAAAAAGAAUCUGCUGAGAACAUAUGAGUCCUGGACUUCAGAGCAGAUCAGUAAAGGAGGUAAUCUCACCAGAGCCCAAUCUCUUUUCUGCCUGGCUUGGUUCCAUGCUGUUUGUCAAGAGAGACGGAACUACAUUCCACAGGGUUGGACUAAGUUUUAUGAGUUUUCUUUGUCGGACCUCCGUGCUGGCUUUGAGAUCAUUGACAGGCUUUUUGAAGGUGGUAAAUUUUUCCAAUGGGAGUUUGUUCACGGCCUGUUGGAGAGUGCCAUCUACGGCGGGCGAAUCGACAAUCCCUCUGACCUCAGGAUUUUGCGCUCCUACCUUGAGCAGUUCUUCUCUGCACGGCUCCUUUCAUCAUCCCUUUCGGCUGGACAGAGGAGAGGCAAGGGAGGAGCACGUAUUUUUCCACCACAAAUCAGCCUCCCAAACUCCUGCUCCAUAUUGGACUACCGCAGUGUAAUAGAGAAUCUCCCAGAGGAUGACAGGCCUGCAUUCUUUGGUCUACCCGCCAACAUAGAGAGAUCCUCACAGAGAAUCACCAGCUCACAGGUAAUAUCCCAGCUGCGAAUCCUCAGCCGCUCAGUGGCAACAGGUUCUAAGUUUGAUCGGGAGCUCUGGUCCAAUGGCCUUUCACCUAUCCUCAAUUUAUGGAAGAAACUCAACCAGGGUUCUACUUUGAUCCACCAGAAGGUGGACCCACCUGCAGAUAGUCAGAAGUCACCGGUCUUGUCGUUUAUUGGUCUGGAGCAGUUCAAUGCCAUCCGCUUGGUCCAGAAUAUCCACCAGUCUCUGGCAGCACUGAGUAAAGUCAUCCGAGGAACCCAACUUUUAACCCCGGAAGUCCAGAAACUGGCCACAGCACUGCUUAAUCAAGAGUGUCCCAUAACAUGGCAGAAUAAAUGGGAAGGACCAGAGGAGCCUAUGCAGUACCUCAGAGCUGUCGUAACUCGGACUCUCGCCAUCCAGAGCUGGGUGGAGCGAGCAAGUAGAGAAGCUCUUCUUUCCGACAUCCUUGAUUUAUCCGAUCUCUUCCACCCCGAUACCUUCCUCAACGCUUUGAGACAGGAAACGGCCAGGUCCAUGGGCUGUUCGAUGGAUAACCUGGUGUUUGUGUCAUCCUGGAGAAGUCAUAUUGCUCAGGCCAAACUACAAGUCAAGAUUGGAGGUCUCCAAUUGGAGGGUUGUCGUUUUGAUGGACUCCAUGUUAGUGAGAACCAGCAUGACUCUCCCAGUGUGUCCGCUGUCCCUCCAUGCUACAUGGCCUGGGUUCCAAAGAGCUCUGCUGUCGACCCCACUGCAUCAGAGGACAGUAUCUGGCUGCCACUGUACACCAGCUCAGAGAGAGUGAAGGUGGUCACACACGUCUCCCUGCCCUGUGGAGCCAACCCCAGCCAGUGGAUACAGACAGGAGCAGCUCUCUUUCUCAAACAGCAGUGACAGGUUUCAUCUUGAAAUCAACCAUGUUCAUAUAUGGGUGUUGUUGUUUUCUUUUUUUUUUCUUAAGAAUGCUUUAAAAGUUGUUAAAUUCCAGAAAAAAACUACUUUUUUACUGAGGUUUUUAUACUAUUGAAAGAAUUCAUAAGCCUUAGUUUUAGGCAAAAGUGAUAAAGAACUUUGCUCAAGUACUUUAAUGUAAAGUGAGUACUUUGUCUUUCUCUCGUAGAGCAGACUGCAAUAGCUGAAUCGUGAAUAUUACAUAAACUGUUUUACACGCUGUAACAACCCUGAUAGGUCAUUGCUCUCUUACUACUCAAAAGUGGUAUAUUUUGUGAAAUACUUUGAAAUGAUAUACCAGCAGUUUUUGAUAUUCAUAGCACAGCGUUAUUUUACACUUAUUUUUCAGAAUGCUUAAAGCAUAAGUGUUUGCUGUACGGUGAUUUUGUUCGUCUGUGCUUAUUUAUUUAAAAUAAACAUGAAAUAAAU